UAUAAUGGGAGAUCACAGAACAAGAAGCCAGAGAGGAGGACUCCUGUCUCCGGCUCAUCAUGUGUCAGCUGGCCUCCUGCUGUCUGCUUUUGAUCGGAUUCUUAAACCCUUUCUUAUGUCUUCCUAUCACUGACUCCAGGGAAGUGUCCCUCCAGCUCUCAGCACCCAGGGAAGAUGCAAGGUUGACUCGCAUGGCGCCGGGGAGCGGCUCCCUCCUGCAGGUGCUGCUGGAGAUGCUUGGCGCCGAGAGAGAGGAUGGCCUUAGGAAUGCAGAUCCCAGUACCAACAUUUUUAACCCAAGAGGAAAUCUGAGGAAGUUUCAGGAUUUCUCUGGACAAGACCCUACUAUUUUAUUGAGUCAUCUUUUGGCCAGAACCAGGAAAGAAUACAAGAAACGUGGGACUCCCUCCGAAUGCUUCUGGAAAUACUGUGUCUGAAGUGAAGUCAAAGUCAGUUAGUUAACUCAAAUACCUAUACCUUAGAAAACUAAAAAUAAAAAUGCUUGGUUUCAAAGAAUGAAAAACUAGGCAAACUAUACCCUGUUCCUUAUUAUUUGAAAAAUAAAUCCUCUGUUUUGCAAAUACCAUGAGUGAUUAUUUUUCCUAUACAUUAUCCUGAAAACUAAUUAAAUUUUUUCCUUCAAUUUAUCCUUAAAUAAUUCUUUGAAAAUUUAGAAGUAAAAUUAAUAAACAGAAGCAAAUACUAAGGAAGUUGUAAUAGUUGAAAUUAAACUACAAACCAUUUACAAAUAAACUGUAUUAUUUUAGCUUAUGAGGUCCUCUUGAAAAUGAUGUUAUUGCUUUCUUAUAAUAACAGGUUUUUUUAACUUAGGAUCUUAGCUUGGAAAUAUCUGAGUGAAUGAUGCCUGAAGACAGCGCUGGGAAUAGACUUAAUUCUCUUCAGUAUCUGAGGAGACGUUCAUGUGCUCAGGUUCUUUUUUAGAUGACCAAUGUAGUGAACACGUGAAAACUUUAACCUUGUAAUACUGAAAUUUAUUUGAUCUUGGUUUCUGUAAACUCCAGGAUUAUAAUCCAUUUACGCUAGGGGGACAGACCUUUGCGUUUCUUAUACAAAGCUGAAAUGAGAUUUAAGAUUAUAGAAAAAUGAGCCUCGUUGAUUAAUUUUUAAACCACGUGUGUGUCAAUACGGAUUUUUGUUCCAUUCCUACACCUCUGUUGUCUGUGUAGAAGGGACAGGGUGAACUCCCGGAGCUCUGAGCAGCACCGAGGACACACGUGUCUCUGAGAACCAAAGUCAGAGCCAGGUGUGAUGUAUCAGUAGACGUCACGCACUUCUUGUAGAGCCCAGGUCUGAUAAAGUUCACUUCACAGUAUGAAGAACAAACCUACAGGGAAAAAGGUUUUUCAGCUGGAAGACCGAGCUACAUAAUCUCAGCUGUGAUAAAAUGGUGGUCUCUCAGGGUCAAGAUUAAACUAGUAACUGUUCUCGGAAACAGAACUAUGGCACCACAAAACUAUUUUAUAUUUUUAAUACCAAACACAGUUUAAAAAUGGACUUCUGGCUUGGCGCCCAUAAAACAGUAGUUAUGGCAUCAGCCACGUACACCAAAGCUGGCAGGUUUGAACCCCGCCCAGUCCAGCUAAGACAACAAUGACAAGUGCAACAAAAAGUACCCGGGCGGGCGUUGUGAUGGGCCUGUAGUCCCAGCUACUUGGGAGGCCGAGGCAAGAGAAUCACUUAAGCCCAAGAGUUGGAGGUUGCUGUGAGCUGUGAUGCCACGGCACUCUACCAAGGCGAUAUAAUGGGACUCUGUCUCAAAAAAAAAAAAAAAAAGAAA
Molecule: messenger RNA, 1798 nt
Organism: Nycticebus coucang (slow loris)
Lineage: Eukaryota; Metazoa; Chordata; Mammalia; Primates; Lorisidae
Gene: UTS2
Product: urotensin 2
Exons: 4
Coding region: 60-437 (125 amino acids)
Biological process (GO): regulation of blood pressure; blood vessel diameter maintenance
Cellular component (GO): extracellular region
Molecular function (GO): hormone activity
Source: RefSeq, a predicted model, not a curated record